AUGCCUCGAAAUUUUGAUUUUAUCAGAUCACUUAAUGACGAAUUCUUUCUUACCGUGCGGAGAGCCCAUUUAAUAAACUUGUAUGAGUUACUUGUAACUUCUCUUAGUGCUAAAAAUUAUUAUCGAGCCAACCGUAUCGUUGAGAUUUUAUUGCAAUGUCCUGAAGUUGACUAUCGUAAUGAAAACACUGAAUGGGUCCAGGCUGGAAAGUUAUAUCACCAGAUAGAUCCAGUCAGCCCACCUGAAGCCGUGCUAAAUCCUCUAAUAAAAUAUUAUGAAAGUGUGAUGGCAACUCAAACCUCUGAUACGGAUCAAAGAUCAUUAGCUGAAGUGCAUUACAACCUUUUGGAAUUACUGUUUCAACGUAUUGAAAAUGGAGAUGAUGAAUUUGAGUACGUGAAAGACGCAAUAGUCCAUUUUAUAUGGUUAGA
Molecule: messenger RNA, 431 nt
Organism: Racocetra fulgida
Lineage: Eukaryota; Fungi; Glomeromycota; Glomeromycetes; Diversisporales; Gigasporaceae
Source: the annotation of a GenBank genome assembly